Molecule: messenger RNA, 2923 nt
Organism: Alosa sapidissima (American shad)
Lineage: Eukaryota; Metazoa; Chordata; Actinopteri; Clupeiformes; Clupeidae
Gene: schip1
Product: schwannomin interacting protein 1
Exons: 8
Coding region: 305-1843 (512 amino acids)
Biological process (GO): positive regulation of hippo signaling
Cellular component (GO): plasma membrane; cell junction
Source: RefSeq, a predicted model, not a curated record
GAGAGGAGCGAGCGAUUCAGACCUGGACGCUGGAAAGCCGGAGAAUUUUGAACUCGUCUAUUUUUGAACUCAGCCACAGAAGUGCUCCAGGGUUGGGUUCCACGGUCUACACGAGCUGAGAAAUGAAUAACGCAGCCGAGGCUCGCGUACAUUUGCCGGCUUUCUGUCAUAUGCGCGGCUAGCAGCCAUUGCUGAGGGUUCAAAUUAUUCCUCAAGUAUAGUUGCUUUCUCCGCUAUUUUUGUACAUCACGCCCCUUUGUCGCCCAGCUGAAAAUGUCUUGAGUCCGAACCUUGACAGAGAAUUAUGACAGAUUACCGGGAGGAUGGUAUGGACCUGGGCAGCGACGCGUCCAGCCGCUCCAGUUCAGAGUCCAACUCGAGCAAGGUGACGCCGUGCUCUCCCAGCCUGGACCUGACGCCGCUGGAGGACUACGAGGAGGACGAGGACUACCAGGCGUACAAGAAGAAGGUCAUCGAGGAGUGGGAGAGCGAGUACGGGGACGGCUGUGGCGGUAACGGGGGCUACGGAGACGCCGAUGACCCCGACCUGGCCAACAAUGCCGCGGGGACCCUCGGAGGAGGUGGGGUUGGCGGUGGCGCCGGAAGCUUCCGGAAGGCGGUGAACAGCCGCAGCCUGGCCGAGGAGUUACAGGACGUGAAGAGCCCGGCGCCGCUAACCGGACCCACGGCGACCCGGGCGGCCGCUGUGCCCGAGGAGCUGAAGCAGAACGGGAACCUGAUCCUGCCCAGCACGCACCACCUCCGCUCGCCUGUGGGUGGCGCCGCCACCAACACCACCUCCAGGACCACCACAGGGGCAAAGACUAGCAGCAGGCUCACAAGCCAGCGGACAGCCAGCAGCAACAGCAGAGUGGCUGGAGGACUGGCUGGCACCGGCGUCGGUAGAGGUGGAGGCGGCGGCCUUGGCUCUGGAGUCCACGGCAUCAGCGGCGGGGGUGGCACAGGGACGAACGCCACCCAGCGCAUGGGCACGGGCUACAGGGACGAGUGCCCGCUGGAGGAGAACCAGCUGCCCACUAUGGACUGGGCCACGCUGGAGAGGCACCUGGCCGGACUGCAGUGCCGGGAGCAGGAGAACCACAACCAGAACCAGGCGCUGGGCCGGACUCACUCCGCAUCGGCCCAGAAGAGUGAGCGAGAGUCCAUCCGGCAGAAGCUUGCUCUGGGCAGCUUCUUCGACGAUGGACCGGGCAUCUACACCAGCUGCAGCAAGAGUGGCAAGCCCAGCCUGUCAUCACGGCUGCAGAGUGGGAUGAACCUCCAGAUCUGCUUUGUGAAUGACAGCAGCAGCGAUAAAGACAGCGAUGCAGAUGACAGCAAGACAGAGACGAGCCUGGACACGCCCCUCUCUCCUAUGAGUAAGCAGAGCUCGUCGUACUCGGACCGGGACACGGCGGAGGAGGAGGAGCCUCUGGAGGACAUGGACUUCCUGAGUCGCCAGAGGAAGCUUCAGGCCGAGGCCAAGCUGGCCCUCGCCAUGGCCAAGCCCAUGGCCAAGAUGCAGGUGGAGGUGGAGAAGCAGAACCGCAAGAAGUCCCCCGUCGCCGACCUGUUGCCCCACAUGCCCCACAUCAGCGAGUGCCUGAUGAAGAGGAGCCUGAAGCCGUCGGACCUCAGAGACAUGACCGUCGGUCAGCUUCAGGUCAUCGUCAACGACCUCCACUCACAGAUCGAGAGUCUGAAUGAGGAGCUAGUGCAGCUGCUACUGAUUAGAGAUGAACUUCACAUGGAGCAGGACGCCAUGCUGGUGGACAUCGAAGACCUGACCAGGCAUGCUGAGAGCCAGCAGAAACACUUGGCAGAGAAGACCCUCUCCAAAUGAAGACUCUGCCACUAUACCCCCCCCCUCCCCAAGCUCAGACAUCACCUGUUCAAAUGCACCUACUGCCCUCUUACACACAGACACACAUCAAAACACACACAGAUGCACACACACACGGCAUAAACAUAUAAAAUGAAAAAAAGAUUCUGCAGCCUUCUUACACACAGACACACAUCCACUCACACACACACACACACACACACACACACAUGUACACAUACACCUCAUCAACAUGGUGGAAAAGACCCUAUCCUAAUGAAGCCCCUACCUUAAACCCCUCACCGACCCCCCCUACCCCAGACCCUCUUCCAUACCAGUCCCUGAUGCUCCCCUCCGACCUCCGACCCCUCCCCUGAUAUCUCACCCCACCUUCCUCCAUCCUGCCCCGGAGCCAGAACUGGGUCAUCUGGGUCAUCAGAACGGUUCAUCUGGGUCAUUAGAACUGGGUCAUCUCCCUCCUUUGCUUCUGUGGUUGUACAAACUAAAAGAAAAAGAACAAAAAAAAAAAUGCUGAAGAUGGAGCACUUCAUGACAGAUGAAAUAUUUUAAGUGUGAGUCUUGGAUACUGUCCCUGGCUUUUUUCUGUGCAGUGAUUGGCCUUGCUUCUUUACAGUUCAUUUUUUAACUCUGCCACUAAAUUAUACCUGUCAAUGCAAAACUAUGGAAAAAAUAUAUGCUAAGCAACAAUUAGUAGGGAGUCGAGUCUGUUGAAAAAAAAAAGAACAAAAAAUAUAUGAACAAAAAGACCUAACUUCUGAGACUUUUUUAAGUUGGACAGUAUUGAAAAGUUGGUCUCUUCUUCUGCACAAAUGGUAGUUUUCAACUGAAGCUUUUCUUUGAAGGUGCUAAAAGAGAAGAAGGAUACAUGCCUGCCUUGUAGUGAAAGUCGUAGCUUUUGGUAAUAUGUUCACUCUAAUCGGUAUUCAACAUUUUGUGAAUGUUGAUUUUCUGACACGAGUCAUUUUAAAUGAAUAAGUGUGUUAAUAUCAUUUCCAUCCUAUUGUACUCAGAAUCUUUAUUUGAGGGAAGAAAUGUUUAUGUACAGAUAUGUAAAAUAAAAAAAUAAAACUUUGUUUCAUA